GGAUGAACAAGGGAGAAAAGCAGCUUGUAGGAGGAAUGGGGGGGGGCACUUGCUGUUUUGUACCCCCCACCCCAAGGGCCGGGUUGGGUGAAGCCAGGACCCGGGUUGGCCAGGUGUGGGCUCCAGGAAGUGACGUCAUGGCAGGCCUGGCUCAAGCAUGUGGGGGAGGGGAGGGGGUUGUCAUAGCAACACCCUUUCUGGAGCAAGGACUCUGGGCUGAGCCCUGCCCGGUGUGGGGCAGUGCCCCCCUCUCCCCGUGUGUUACUGCCCUGCAGCCCUGGCUCCGCCGGCUAUUCCCCGAGCAUGAAGGAAAUAGCGUGGGAAAGAGGGAGGGAUGGGGCCUGCUAAUGGGCCGCACCCUGGGCUGGCCUCUGUUUCUCCCCCCCACACCCCCUCCCCCCAGCUGGGCCCUGGGCUAUGAUCGGGUCUGUACCGGGUCCCAGUGGGGUUUCAGGGCGAAGUGACCCGCCUCUAUGCCAGGAGGAGGAGGGGGUACAAUUUUCUCCACUCGGAGCCUCCUGAAAGUGUCUCCUGCCCUAUGCAUGGUGCUGGGUGACCCUAAAGACCUUCAUUGGCAGCCAUCGCCAGUACCCCCCCCCCACACCCCGCUGAGGAAGGUCACAGCUGGCGCUCCGGGUCAGCAGCCGGUCAGCCCUGGAGACCAGGAUGGUCCCUGCUGGCCUUACCACAGGCCCCUGCCCUGCUCCGGCUGCUGCACUGGAAAUGGCUAGCCCCUCAGAGGCCAUUCCCGAGGCCAGGCUCCCCUUGUCUUCAUCAGGAGCUCUGGGCCUGCAGUUAUUUCCCCCCAACAUAGUGGGGGGCUUGACUCAAUGCUGUGGGGACCAGUCCCUGGGGGAGAGAUGGGGCCCGGAAGAUGAUGUGGGGUCCAACCGCAGCAUCUCACACCGGACCCCUUCCUCCAGGCUUGGUAAAGGGGACAGGAAAAGCUUUGAAGCAGUCCAGGCCUCACUGAUUCAAGCACUUAUUUGGUGGGGGGAGCCCCCUGAAGAAGGGAUGGCUUUGUGAGCAGCAAGGGGGGGGGCUUUUUCUCCCCACCCCAGCAGUGCUGCUGGUGUCUGGUCUUGUCUUUUUCCAGGAGCAGAACCACCCAACCCUUCUCUGGGAGUCUGCGUGGGCAGGUUCACUGUCACUGGGGAGCGGUUCUGCCUAUCUCAGCAGAGCUCAGCACUGCGGUAGCUGAGCCCCUCACAAGCUUUACUGGUCCCUGUGAGGCUGGGCAGUGCUGUUCUCCUCCUAGUAAAGAUGGGGGCAGUGAGCCAUUAAGUGACAUGCCCAAGGCACAGGCAGGCUGCAGCAAGAGCCAAGAAAUGAACCCAGCUCUCCCAAGUCCCAGCUGCUUUUGACAGGGGCAGUUGCUCGUUGUUAAUACCGUGAAUGGCACAACUGCUGGACUGAGAAACGUCUUGCCUGGGGAAUGCUGCGGUCACUAAUGAAUGAAGCACCGAGGUGGAUGCUCCUGAAUUCCAAUCCAGGCUCUGCUGUGCUGGGGGACCUUGACUUUUCCUUGCCUUUGUUUACUCAUCUGUAAAAUUGGGAUAAUAAAACCUGUCUCCGAGGGCUACAGAUCACAACGCUUGGGUCCAAGUGCAAAAGGAGGCAUCAGGGUUAGAGUCCAGCAGGGUGUGAUCCUUGCGGUUUGAUGGAUUUCCCAGAUUUUCCGUGAAGACCCUGCUGGAGAAAUACACCACGGAGCCCAUUGACGAUUCGUCAGAGGAGUUCAUCAACUUUGCUGCCAUUCUAGAGCAGAUCCUGAGUCACCGCUUCAAAGGUCCCGUCAGUUGGUUCAGCUCCGAUGGGCAGCGCGGCUUCUGGGAUUACAUCCGCCUGGCCUGCAGCAAGGUCCCCAACAACUGCGUCAGCAGCAUUGAGAACAUGGAGAACAUCAGCACCUCUAGGGCGAAGGGCCGGGCCUGGAUCCGCGUGGCGCUGAUGGAGAAACGCAUGUCGGAAUACAUCACCACUGCCCUGAGGGACACCAGAACCACCAGAAGGUUUUACGAUGAUGGGGCUAUCAUGUUGCGAGAGGAGUCCACCGUGCUCACCGGGAUGCUGAUCGGCCUCAGCGCCAUUGACUUCAGUUUCUGUUUGAAAGGGGAAGUGAUGGACGGGAAAACCCCUGUGGUCAUUGACUACACCCCGUACCUGAAGUUUACACAGAGCUAUGAUUACCUGAGCGACGAGGAGGACCGGAGGAGCGUGGAGAGCAGCACGAGCGAGGAGAGCUCCCCCGAGCACCCCUACCAGCUGCUGGUCACUGACGAGGACAGCUGGUACAAUAGGUGGCGGAAGAUGGAGCAGAAGUUCCGCAUCGUGUAUGCGCAGAAGGGGUACCUGGAGGAGCUGGUGCGGCUCCGGGAAUCCCAGCUGAAGGACCUGGAGGCGGAGAACAAGCGUCUACAGAUGAGGCUGGAGGAGGUGAAGGUGCAGAACCAGCUGGAGAAGAGGGAGCUGGAGGGCGUCAUCCUGGAACUGCAGGAGCAGCUGACGGGCCUGAUCCCCUGUGAGAACACCCAGCUCUCCAAGGAGAUGGCCACACCGCUGGUGAACCAGUGGCCGUCGCUGGGGACCCUCAAUGGGAACAAGAGCGGGUCGGACGCCAAGCUGUUCAGGAGGCACAGCUUCAUGAGCACGGAUCAGCUGUCGGCGGAGAUCAGCCUGAGCUCAGAUUCCCAGAAGCUGGGGGAGGGCAAGCAAGAAGGAGAGCCCUGGGGGCCAUUGGGGAAGGACCCCACCCCAUCCAUGCUGGGGCUCUGUGGCUCCCUGGCCUCCCUCCCAAGCUGCAGGUCCCUGGCCAGCCUGAAAUCUAACGAGUGCCUGGUGAGUGACAGCAACGAAGCCAGCCCCGCCCACAGCCCCAGUUGAGACGCGGUGGGGCGCCGCUCAUCCUGGGAUCGGCGUGUCCCACCGGGGAGCCAAGAGGCAAACCAAGGAGCUGCCACCAUCUCAAACCAACGGGACCAAUGCUACAGACGCAUGGACCUUACUGAACCUCUUGAGGGGCUGGGGCAGCCAGCCCCACCCCUGGCUGAUUCGCUGCAUCCUUACAGAUGUGGGCCCCAUUCCUACCGAGGGACGCUUAACCGAGUACAUGAUAUCCUAAGCUCGUACGGAGAUGGAAGGAUCCCAACGCACUUUGUGAAAUGUGCCGCACAGAGCAGGUCACUGCACCUGACUGCAGAAAGGCAGCCACCUCUGGGAUGGACCAAGGCAGCUGUUUAACCACCGUGCUGCACAGCAGCUGACGGACAGGGAGUGAAGAAGGAUCCUGCACCUGACAGAAACUGCAAAGAGGGGGGAGGAGUUGGGGGGGGACCAGGACAUAAAUCCUGCAUCUGGAGCUUUUGCUUGGCUGGAAAGGGUGAGGAGUGGAGGCAGGGUGGGGCACUGUCACAGGGCCAUGGCCUCCCCUUGGGGCACGCCCUUGACAGUAUCCCACCCUGGGGACUUUAUCGCUGCUGCGGAACCAGCUGAUUGGGACCGAGAUGCCUCCUCCCAUCAGGACACUAUAUGGCUCCCUAAGCGCAUGAGAAGCUCAGGGCAGGUAGCUUGGGGGCUGGGGAGGGGGGCUGUGGGGCAGCAGAAGGGCUGUCAGCUCUCACCUGCUUCCUCAGCCCCUGCACCGCAGCCUUGGACUCUAGCACCCUUCUGCCACGGGCCGGAUGCUUUGACAAAGUGGCUUUGCAGCCCGAGGGGCUGUCUGCCCUCCGGAGGUGAGACCCCCCCCCCUCCCCAAACCGCUCCCUCCUCCAGUUUUGCGGGCCCCGUCAUGCCUAGCUAUUAUCCCCGCCUCGGUGGGUGGGAUUCUGCCUCCUCCGUCACCCACGUCCUGCUGCUGCCGUGCGUGUCUCGCUCCUGAGCGUCCCCAUCCGGGGCGUGUUGUGCAUCCUUGGCCGGGGAGAAUACCCCCACCGCACCCCUGACAUUUUCUAGCCCCAGCUGUGGGGAGGCCCUGUCGAAGCAAACAGACAAUUAAAUGCAGAUAU
Molecule: messenger RNA, 4004 nt
Organism: Chelonia mydas (Green sea turtle)
Lineage: Eukaryota; Metazoa; Chordata; Testudines; Cheloniidae
Gene: RUNDC3A
Product: RUN domain containing 3A
Exons: 12
Coding region: 1894-2883 (329 amino acids)
Cellular component (GO): cytosol
Source: RefSeq, a predicted model, not a curated record